AUGGAAUAUCUACGGUCUCAAAUAUCGCUACAGAUGAAUAGGUUCCUUAUGAUACAAAAUGCCGCAGUGGAUGCCGCAGAAGAAGUACCAGAUACGCGUUCUCGUCAUCUAGUAAAUACCCGGCUAGAGGUCCUUGAAACUAAUUGGGCGAAAUCUCAAGUCGAGCAUGAAAAAAUAUGUCACACGCGUAUUGAAGGAAUUCUGGACGAGUCGUAUGUAAAACAUCGAACAUAUGAACGCUGUCAAGAGUUUUACGUUCAAGCUAGGGCGUUGUUACUUGAACAACAAGAUUCAAUAGAAGCUUCAAAUUCAGGCUCUCGAUUAUCGGAUUUAGUUACACCUGAAACUCGUCAGAGUAAUAGUCGUAGAAGUUUGCCCAAGAUUAGCCUGCCGGCAUUCGCAGGAGAUUACCACUCAUGGAGAUCAUUUCACGAUUUGUUUGUCUCAAUGAUAGUCGAUAACCAUGAUUUAACUAAUGUUGAAAGAAUGCAUUAUCUAAAAACCUGUCUUUCUGGUGACGCUGCUCGACUCGUCACGAAUCUUAAAGUAACAGACAACACCUUCUCAAUCGCUUGGAAAACAUUGACAGCUCGUUACGAAAAUAAGCGUGUGCUUAUCUCUGCGCAGUUGGAUAAAUUGUUUGCACUAAAACCUAUCAAAUCAAAGUCAGCACAGCAGCUUAAUACUAUGAUCGCUACAGUUAGAGAAUCACUUGGAGCCCUUGAAGCUCUGGAUUGCAGUACAAGCACAUGGGAUUCAUUUAUGGUGUAUUAUUUAGCACGCUUGUUGGAUGAAGACACGCGCGAAGCGUGGGAAGUAAAAUUAGGGCCGUCUACGUCGUAUCCUGCGCUAAAAGAGUUUGAGGAAUUUGUAAUAGGUCACACUAGAGCAUGGGAAAGUAUGGCCAUCACGUUGGUCAAGCCUAUUAAAGAAAGAGGUCGUUUCUCAGGGCUCUCAAGUAAGUCAGAUGUAAAGUCUCGCAGUCUGGUAGCAUCUACCUCAUUAGUGAAAGGUGAAUUAACGUGCCGCUUAUGUAUGCAUUCAGUUAAUAAAUGCACAAGUUCUCGCGAUUGCAAGAAAUGUGGUAAAAGACAUCAUACUACGAUACAUGAUGAAAACAAGAUCUCGACAAAGUCGGAAACUAAGACGACGUCAGAUUCGUCCGUAAACGUAAAGGUCCGCGAUGGACAGUUUAUAUCAGUUCGAGCACUCUUGGAUCCUGGAUCCGAACUAUCUUUCAUAACAGAGGAGUUGGUUAAUUUAUUAAAACUUCCUCGAUCACAUGCUGCAAUUCCACUCCUCGGUAUUGGCGGAACGGAUUCCGGACGUACGGGAGGUUCAGUUUUUGUUAUACUCCAUUCAAAAAUAGACAACUCGGUUGCUUAUAAGCUGCACGCAUUUGUUCUUCAUCGACUUACAUUUCAGUUACCAUCCUUUGUGGUAGCAAAUGAGGCAUGGGCUCAUUUUUUCUAUUUGGAGCUCGCGGAUCCAAAUUUUGGAAAACCCGGACCUAUUCACGUCAUUAUUGGCGCAGACUCGUACGGACAAAUUCUUAAAGCCGAAUUGUUAAAAAGUAAUUCAUCACCGCUCAUUGCACAAUCAACGUUAUUCGGUUGGGUGAUAUCUGGGCCCGUCACUUCAAAUACUGAUGAUCAUAAUGGAAGAGUCUAUCAUUGUACGAUCGAUCGCGAUCUGCAGGAUCUCUUAGCGAGAUUUUGGAAGCAAGAAGAAAUUCCUGAAUCUAACGCAAAAGGUCUAAGCAAUGAAGAAGAUAAUUGCGAAAAACACUUCCUUUCCACCUUUUCUCGAGAUCAGAGCGGUCGAUAUAUGGUCCGACUUCCGCUUAAAUCUCCUGCAACGUUGCUAGGGGAUUCUUCUUCUACCGCACUUCGGUGCCUAUCUCGACUUAAUCAAAAAUUCGAAAAACAACUCUCGUUUUGUGAAUUAUAUAAGAAUUUCUUGCAAGAAUACCUAACGUUAGGUCACAUGACUCCAGCAGUGGAACCUGAAGUCAGAGAUAAUCCCAUGGUCUACUUACCUCACCAUGGUGUACUGCGUGAUGACAGCCCGACAACCAAAUUGCGGGUAGUGUUCAAUGGAUCAAGUCCUACCAGUAGUGGUGUGUCACUCAACGAUAUCCUAUAUUCAGGAGCGAAAUUACAAUCAGAUUUGUCUGACGUAUUGCUGUGGUUUCGAUCCCAUAAGUAUGUCUUUUCAUCUGAUAUCACUAAAAUGUACCGACAAAUAUUAAUCCACCCUAGCGAUCACAAUCUCCAACGAAUUUUCUGGUACGAUUCCCAGAAUCAGUUAUGCUCAUAUUGCCUAACAACUGUGACUUAUGGAUUAAGCUGUGCACCCUUUUUAGCUCUUCGCGUUAUACAACAACUUAUUAUAGACGAAGGGCAUCGUUUUCCCAAGGCUAUACCCUCGCUAGUUAGGGGACGAUAUGUAGAUGAUAUCUUUGGAGGUGCUGAAUCUAUUGACAAAACGAAGGAAAUAAUCAUUCAGGUGACGCAGCUUUGCAACGCAGGUGGUUUUCCCUUACAGAAAUGGCAUAGCAAUUGUACUGAUUUGUUAGUUAACAUGUCCACUACUCAAAUACUGCCUCUGCGAUCGAGUUAA
This is a messenger RNA of Trachymyrmex cornetzi, 2622 nucleotides long. RefSeq lists its product as uncharacterized. Gene Ontology annotation, biological process: proteolysis. The transcript has 3 exons. Lineage: Eukaryota; Metazoa; Arthropoda; Insecta; Hymenoptera; Formicidae. Bases 1 to 2622 code for a protein of 873 amino acids. Gene Ontology annotation, molecular function: aspartic-type endopeptidase activity. The record is from RefSeq and is a predicted model, not a curated record.